Molecule: messenger RNA, 1868 nt
Organism: Lucilia sericata (common green bottle fly)
Lineage: Eukaryota; Metazoa; Arthropoda; Insecta; Diptera; Calliphoridae
Product: putative inorganic phosphate cotransporter
Exons: 5
Coding region: 198-1667 (489 amino acids)
Biological process (GO): transmembrane transport; monoatomic anion transport
Molecular function (GO): transmembrane transporter activity
Source: RefSeq, a predicted model, not a curated record
AUUUAAUGCAAUUAUUGGUUACCCUAAAACUUUUCAAUAUAUACGAAUAUAUUCUUUGCAUAUUUCCUUUAGGGGAUGGCAAAAAUGUUGAUAAAAGUGAUAUUGAAACGGAAAAUAAAAUAUUCAAACUUCAAAAUUAAGGCAGUUUUUAACAUACAUUUUUGUAAAAAUUUUAGAUUAAUAUAUUCAAAAUUCUUAUGGCAGAUUCGUCAGUUUAUAUAGAAAAACCGCAACCGGAAUGGGGUGUUAAGCUAUCAAAAUUUAUAUUUAUACCUCAACGAGUAAUACUGGCUCUUAUGGGAUUCUUUGCCGUAGUAAAUGCCUACACAAUGCGAAUUUGUUUAUCCAUGGUUAUUCCAGCUUUGGUUUUACCCCGAAAUUAUAGCGAUGAAAAGGUUUCUGAAGCUCAUUGUCCUGUGUCGGAGGAUCUUUUUGAAGAUGACGAAAAUCCUCUUUCCGGAACUUAUGACUGGUCUCAGCCAAUGCAGGGAUUUAUUUUAAGUUCCUUUUAUAUUGGCUAUCUGAUCACCCAUGUGCCCGGAGGUGAGCUGGCAAAAAAAUUCGGUGCCAAGUGGGUUUUAAGUUUGGGUAUUCUAUUCACUGCCAUUUGCACUCUAUUAACACCUUUAGCUAUUGAAUAUACAGGUCAUGUUGGUUUAAUUGUUAUGCGUAUUCUAAUGGGAUUGGGAGAGGGAACAACAUUUCCGACCUUAAGUGCUUUAAUAGCUCAUUGGGUGCCAAAAAAUGAAAGAGGAGCUAUUGGCUCUUUAAUUUUAGGUGCUGGACCUAUGGGUACAAUUAUCGGAAAUCUAUUGCCAGGAUUUCUUUUGGCCAGAAGUGGUUGGCCUGUGGUAUUUUAUAUCUUUGGCAUUUUAGCUGUGUUGUGGUUUAUAUUCUUUACCUUAUUUUGCUUUAGUGAUCCGGCGUCACAUCCCUUUAUAAAGCCCAGUGAAAAGGAAUAUUUAAUACAAGAAUUAGGAUCUAUUACACGCAGAAGAGAUCUAGGUGCAACGCCCUGGAAAGAAAUUUUCCUCAGCAUGCCAAUGUAUGCCCUGCUAGUUGCUCAAGUCGGUCACGAUUGGGCAUUUUAUAUACUCGUUACAGAUUUGCCAAAAUACCUAAAUGAUGUCAUGCAAAUACCCAUCAAGAAGAAUGCCAUUUACUCUUCAUUGCCUUUCGCUAUAAUGUGGAUUGUUUCGAUAAUUGCAGGAAUUUUAGCAGACUUUUUAAUAAAAUAUGAAGUUUUAUCUUUAACGGCCGUAAGAAAACUUAUGACCCUCAUCGCAGCCUUUGGUCCUACACUAUUCGCAAUUCUAGCUUCAUAUGCCGGUUGUAAUGAGAUGGAAGUUAUAACAUAUUUUUGCUUGUGUUUAGGUAUAAUGGGUUUCUAUUUUGGAGGUGGCAGGUUAACUCCAAAUGACCUGAGCCCAAACUAUGCUGGGACGCUAAUGGCUAUAACGAAUGGUUUCGGAUCAUUUGCAGGAAUUUUAGCGCCAUAUUCUGUAGGUUUAAUGACACCAAAUACAACUAUACAGGAGUGGCGACUUGUUUUUUGGGUUGCCGGUUUUAUACUUUCAGCAUCUGCUGUAUUUUAUUGUGUAUGGGUAACUGGUGACACUCAGUCAUGGAAUGAACCUAGUCCAAAAAAGGAUGUGGAAAAAGAAUAAUUUUGAAAUUACGUUUAGAAUUUUGUAGUUAUGAAUAAAUAUAGUAUUAUGGUUAUUAAAAAUCAUUGAGAUAAUGUAGGUAUCGUGGUAAAUCUAAAAUACAUAAUUACACAUUUUUGAAUAUAUUAAGAAAGAUCCUAAAAUAUUUUGGGUUUUCUGAUUACUUUACAAAAAAUCCUAAAAUGAUUCUAAGUACUACAU